Molecule: messenger RNA, 726 nt
Organism: Puccinia graminis f. sp. tritici CRL 75-36-700-3
Lineage: Eukaryota; Fungi; Basidiomycota; Pucciniomycetes; Pucciniales; Pucciniaceae
Exons: 3
Coding region: 145-519 (124 amino acids)
Cellular component (GO): mitochondrion
Source: RefSeq, a predicted model, not a curated record
CGGGCCGGGCAGAUGACAGCCGUCAGCCGUGACAGCCCUGACUGAACUUGUGUUUCAUCCCGUUCGGCCGAGACAGGAUUCCACAAGCACCAAGUUUAUCGAGCAUUCUCUCGCCUGUGGAGGUUCAAGUGAGGGCGAUCAGAAAUGGCCUCAGUCCUCAAGAUUCCGACCAAGUUCCGGCUUCAAGCGCUAGCCAAAGCUCAAUCGACGGUCUUCCAAACACCUUACAACCCUCGUAAUCUCCGGACGGGCGAUCGAUAUCUGACCAAGAAACUCAAAGGGCCACUCCUACAAACCUAUUACCCACCUAUCAGACCGGUUAACUUCAAACAACUCAAUCACAUCUUUGUACAAACCGCUAAGGCCAAUGGAGUCACCGGAAGGGAUUUGGAAUAUUGGAAACUUCCCGACCUCAGGGAGGAAAAACGGUUAGAACGAGUUGCUUAUAACCGUAAACGUGGAAAAGGACCUCCGAAGAAGGGUGAAGGCCGACGAAGUCAACUCAAGAAACGACGUUAGACAGUGGAAGUCCGAUGUCAGCUUUAAUUCACACCAGUCCUUGAGUCUCUUCCAGUCGCAUACAAACCCUUGAUAACCUGUAUUGAAUGGGACAUCUUGUAACAACAAUAAUAGACUACAACCGGCCCUCACAGGUCAUGAAAUUUAAGAUGUCGAUACGAUAUGACAUCCGCUAAAAGUGAGGCAAAGGUCAAGGCUAGUGACCCG